GGCGAGCCCUCCCGACUCAACCCAUUGCUGGAGCAGAUACGCCGGCCCCCUCCGAGACCCUUCCCCGGGGCCGGGCACCUCCGAGGGCACGCGGUUCCCUCCCCGGGCCGCAGGAGCCGGCACCCCUGGGGACCCACCAGCUGUCCCCGCCGGGGCCGAGGACGCCUGGAGCCCCCCACGAAGGCCCCGGUCCCCCGGCCCUCCUCCCUGCUCCCGGGCUGGCCCCAGUCCGCAGAGAAUCCCGUUUCCAGGGCUGGGGGCAGCCGGGCUGCCCAGCGCCCCCCGGCUGAGUCGACUCCGAGCCGGCGGGGCAGCCGCGGGUGGGCGCGGAGCCCCGCGGGGGCUGCGGCACCCUGCAUCUCCCCAGCCCCAUGGCGGCCAAGUGGUUCAAGGAGUUCCCAUCCAACCUGAAGACGGUUUCAGAGAAGGCUCGGCCGGGAAGCGGGAGCCUCGGGAAGAGCCGCAAGAAUUCAACUGCUGAGCUGGGGGGCUACCGGGCGGCUGGGGGUGGCAAGGAAGGGGGCAGCCGGCUGUCACGGGACAACCUGCAGGGUCUACUCCAGGCUGCUACCGGGAAGAUGCGGAAGAAUUCCCGAGUGGAGGGAGGGACACCGGAGGGACCCUCCAAAACCUACAUCAACCGCCUCAUCAAGGUGGAGGCUUCCGAGAAGAACGGGAAGGGGCACCCUGGACCCCUGCCUGCCGGCCUGCCUGCCCCCGAGCAGGACAAGGGGAAACCCCCCAAGACAGAGACGGUCAUCAUCCUGGAGGAUUACGCAGACCCCUACGAUGCCAAACGGACCAAGGGGCAGCGGGAUGCUGAGCGCCUGGGGGAGAACGACGGGUACAUGGAGCCCUAUGAUGCCCAGCAGAUGAUCACAGAAAUCCGUCGUCGUGGCUCCAAGGAUCCCCUGGUCAAAGCCAUCCUGCUGCUGGACGGUCCUGGAGAGCCUGGGGAUGGGGGUGCCAAGCUGGAUCUUGCCAAGCGGCUGGGGGGCAAGGAGGUGGCAGGGAAGGGGCCACAGCUCUAUGACACCCCUUAUGAGCCUGGGGAGGGGGUGGCCGGGGGGACCCCAGAGCGCAGGGUGAGGGCUGGUGAUGGGCGCCUGCCCGAGAACGACGAGCGCCCGGCGGGGGAGUAUGAGCAGCCCUGGGAGUGGAAGAAGGAGCAGAUUGUCAAAGCACUGUCAGUCCAGUUUGAGGGCUCGGAGCGUCCUAAGGAGGAGACAGUGCGGCAGCAUCUUCGCCAGAAGAGCUGGACCCCCAAGAUGCUGAAGCCGGCGGGCACCGAGCACAGCGAGGGGGAGCGGGUGGACCCCGCCCUGGCACUGGAGAAACAGCCCUGGUACCACGGGGCCAUCACGCGGGCGGAGGCGGAGAGCCGGCUGCAGCCCUGCCGGGAGGCCGGCUACCUGGUGCGCACCAGCGAGACCGGCAGCGGCAAGUACUCCAUCGCGCUCAAGCCAGCGGCGUCUUCGCCAGCAUCCCUGAAGUUGUGCACUACUACUCCACGGAGAAGCUGCCCUUCAAGGGGGCUGAGCACAUGGCCCUGCUGCACCCCGUCCACUGCAAGCUGCAUUAGCAUCGGCUGACGCCGCCCCCGAGUGCUCUGCGAACCCACCCCGUGGCAUGAGACAGCGAUGGGCUAGUACCACGGGAAGGGUCCGGUGAGAGAGCCCCUGACACGUCUCCAGUCCUGAAAGGACCCCACUCCUGGACUCCAGCAGGGCUGUCCCCCUUUUGCUGGGACAAGUCCUGACCACCCUGUGCCAGAACCGACUUGUCACGGGGCUGCCCACGUGCCAGAGUUGGGGGCAUGCAGUGAGGCUGGGCCGUGUAAUGAUCUAGUAAAAUAAACUUGUUGGCUGAGAGGGA
Lonchura striata (white-rumped munia) is the source of this 1875-nucleotide messenger RNA. It is a transcript of the gene SHE, whose product is annotated as Src homology 2 domain containing E. Gene Ontology annotation, molecular function: phosphotyrosine residue binding. Lineage: Eukaryota; Metazoa; Chordata; Aves; Passeriformes; Estrildidae. The record is from RefSeq and is a predicted model, not a curated record.